This is a messenger RNA of Melanaphis sacchari, 1177 nucleotides long. Its product is annotated as putative nuclease HARBI1. The record is from RefSeq and is a predicted model, not a curated record. NCBI's taxonomy places the organism in Eukaryota, Metazoa, Arthropoda, Insecta, Hemiptera, Aphididae. The transcript has 4 exons. Bases 68 to 1177 code for a protein of 369 amino acids.
UGAAAGUGAAUUUACACUUUAAUAAAAUUAUUGUGAUUUGUGUUUAACUUAAAUAGUAGUUAUAAUUAUGAAUAGCGAUAAUUCUUCUAGUUCUGAUGAAGAAAUUAACAGUCCAGCCAUAAUGAGGGGUCCCUAUAGCCUCUUCAGACUUCGAGAUCAUUUUUCUUUUUGGACAGAUGACGAUUUUCUUGACAGAUUUCGACUGAGUAAAACUUCUGUUCGUUUUAUUGUCAUUGAACUAGGCGACCGUAUCAUUGGCUGGAAUAAUGAUUUAAGUCCAGAGCAUCAAGUGAUCUUAACACUACAGUAUUAUGCGACCGGGUCAAUGUUGAUUGCUUGUAGAGAAUUUAGAGGAAUUAGUAAAUUGACUGCAUGCCGUGUAGUGAAAAUUGUUUCACAUUCCAUUGCUGCAUUGCGUUCAGAUUUUAUCGAAUACCCCUACCGCGAACAAGAUAUAAGGAUGCUGAAAUUAAAUUUCUUCACUAUUGCUAAUUUUCCAAUGGUUAUUGGCGCAUUAGACUGUACCCAUGUUAAGAUCAAGUUUCCUGGAGGAAACUAUGCAGAGGCAUACAGAAAUAAGAACAACUUCUUUUCAAUCAAUGUUCAAAUAAUCUGUGAUUCAAGGUUAAAGAUUUUAGAUAUAGAUGCUAAAUGGCCUGGAUCUUCACAUGAUUCUGCCAUUUUUGAUAAUUCUGCCAUACGAAGGAAGUUAGAUAAUUUUCACAUUGAGAACUGCGUAUUAAUAGCUAAAAGUGGUUAUACACAACAUAAAUACAUUAUGACUUUGGUAGCGAACCCUCAAACAGCUAUUGAUUCAGAAUCUGGUAUUAAUGAAAAUAUUAUUGCUAGAUAUAAUGAAUCAUUAAGUAAGACUAGAAAUACUGUUAAAAAUUGUUGCAAUAUUUGGAAAAUUCGAUUUCCUAUAUUAGCUACAGGAAUAAAUGUCAAAAUUACAUCUCCACAAAGUAUAAUUGUUGCCACAGCACCUAUAGGGUCAACAGCCACGAUACUGUGCGAUAUCGGAGUCAUCAAAGGAGACGAAGAGUUUGUCACCCGUGUGACCUUUGCUGGUGAACAGCCCAUCGUCACGCUGUCACCGCAGAUUAGUGGUGUAGUCAUUAUGGCUGAUCGCUCAAGUUGCAGGAGACUUGUGACUGAACAAAUAUAUAUCAAAUAA